AUGUUAUUAAAAUCAUUAAUUUCAAUAUCAAAUAAUAAAAUCAAUAUCUUUAAAUCAUCUUUAUUUCAAAAUAAAUCAAACAAUGAUCAAAAUGAAUUCAAAAAUCAAAUCACAACCAAAAGUUCAAAUAUUUUCUUUACAAGACCAAAUUUUGUUAAUUAUUAA
This is a messenger RNA of Dictyostelium discoideum AX4, 165 nucleotides long. RefSeq lists its product as hypothetical. Bases 1 to 165 code for a protein of 54 amino acids. Lineage: Eukaryota; Evosea; Eumycetozoa; Dictyosteliales; Dictyosteliaceae. The transcript has 2 exons. The record is from RefSeq and is a predicted model, not a curated record.